Ceutorhynchus assimilis (cabbage seed weevil) is the source of this 288-nucleotide messenger RNA. NCBI's taxonomy places the organism in Eukaryota, Metazoa, Arthropoda, Insecta, Coleoptera, Curculionidae. The record is from the annotation of a GenBank genome assembly.
AUGCAAGAACGUGAACGCAGAUCGCAGAACAUUCUUAUCCUUGGAGUGGAAGAGUCUAACUCACCUGAACCAGAACAGAAAUCAGCUUUUGAUCUAGAAAAAGCCACUCGCAUAAUACGUAAAAUAAACGGCUCAACUGAACCCGCAAAAGUUAAGAUAACUCAAAUUGGAAGGUACAAAGCAAAUAAGAAAAGUCCUAUAAGAGCCACAUUCCCAACCAAGGUAGAAGCCCUGCAGGUGCUUAGACUGAAAAGUAAACUAGAGCAAAGUGACAUAUAUCAAGUAUGA